AUGAACUGUAUCGGUGGUUCACAACACCUUGGGGCAUCCAAGACAGAUGAGUACCGAGAAAUGUGCAUUAUGAGCGACUCUUUCGUCCCGUCGUACAACGUACCAGAGGAACGCGUUGACUUUACAGGCAGUCAGCUCCUCUCCCCUUGCAUUGACCACCUGUCGACCAAUAAACUCCCUUCAGUUAUCGUCCACACUCAACUUCCGCGUCUAUUCUCGAUUUCUAGCCCACUUGUUAGAAUGCCUGAAAAUCUACCCCCGAAAUUCGAAGUCCAGAAAACUUACCCACCACGCGGUGGGUUUCAGCAGUACCGUCUCGUCACGUCCACAGGAUUCAAGUGUAGUCGUUGCGGGAAGGAAAAGAAAGCGAAGCUUCUCGCUUUUGCUGGAGACAAGUGGGAUGAACCUGUGUGCAAUGGUUGUUAUGGAGAAGCACUUUCCAAGGAUUCUUAG
Messenger RNA from Laccaria bicolor S238N-H82, 453 nucleotides. RefSeq lists its product as uncharacterized. Bases 1 to 453 code for a protein of 150 amino acids. NCBI's taxonomy places the organism in Eukaryota, Fungi, Basidiomycota, Agaricomycetes, Agaricales, Hydnangiaceae. The transcript is spliced from 2 exons. The record is from RefSeq and is a predicted model, not a curated record.